This is a messenger RNA of Arabis nemorensis, 1692 nucleotides long. The record is from the annotation of a GenBank genome assembly. NCBI's taxonomy places the organism in Eukaryota, Viridiplantae, Streptophyta, Magnoliopsida, Brassicales, Brassicaceae.
AUGGGAGGCCACGAAGGUCUCAGCACUCAACGCCUCUCCUCGGCCACAUGGUUUUCGCAAUUCUGUGCUUCUGCUCGUCGGUCUAAAUCAUUGGCUCCGCCGUCCUCCCCCGGCGACUCUUUGGUUCGCCGCCUCGGUCUUUUCGACCUCAUACUGUUGGGAGUCGGCGCUUCCAUUGGCGCCGGUGUCUUCGUCGUUACCGGAACCGUCGCUCGGGACGCUGGACCCGGCGUGACGAUCAGUUUCUUGCUAGCUGGGGCUUCUUGCGUGCUCAACGCCCUCUGCUAUGCUGAGCUUGCGUCUCGUUUCCCGGCAGUUGUCGGGGGAGCUUACAUGUACUCGUAUUCUGCUUUCAACGAAAUCACGGCUUUUCUUGUUUUCGUGCAACUCAUGCUUGAUUAUCAUAUCGGCGCUGCUAGUAUCUCCCGUAGCUUGGCAAGCUAUGCAGUUGCUCUUCUUGAGCUUUUUCCACCUCUCAAUGGCACUCUUCCUCUCUGGAUGGGUAGCGGCCAAGACUUGUUCGGAGGGAUUCUCUCUUUGAAUCUUUUGGCUCCGAUUCUACUUGCCCUCUUGACCCUUGUUCUAUGCCAGGGUGUGCGAGAAUCUUCCGCUGUCAACUCCGUUAUGACUGCUACCAAGGUAGUGAUCGUUCUCGUUGUGAUUUGUGCCGGUGCUUUUGAUAUUGAUGUAGCAAACUGGUCUCCUUUUGCUCCAAAUGGUUUUAAAGCAGUACUCACUGGAGCUACUGUAGUGUUCUUUUCAUAUGUUGGUUUUGACGCAGUUGCUAAUUCUGCUGAAGAAUCAAAGAACCCUCAGCGUGACCUCCCAAUAGGAAUUAUGGGGAGCCUUCUCGUAUGUAUCACAUUGUAUAUUGGCGUAUGUUUAGUGCUCACUGGGAUGGUCCCUUUUAGUCUCCUCAGUGAAGAUGCUCCUUUAGCUGAAGCCUUUUCAUCAAAGGGGAUGAAGUUCGUCUCAGUCUUAAUCAGUAUUGGUGCUGUUGCUGGACUCACAACAACUCUGCUAGUUGGUCUUUAUGUUCAGUCCAGGUUAUAUCUGGGACUUGGAAGGGAUGGACUAUUGCCUUCAAUCUUUUCCAGAAUACACCCAACGCUUCAUACACCUCUUCACUCUCAAAUCUGGUGUGGCAUUGUUGCUGCCGUUUUAGCUGGCAUAUUUAAUGUACAUAGUCUAUCCCAUAUCCUGUCCGUUGGUACAUUGACGGGGUAUUCAGUUGUUGCGGCUUGUGUUGUGGCUUUGAGAUUGAAUGAUAAGAAAGAAAGGGAGCUGUCCAGUGGGUGGACAUCAAGUUGGGAGGAAGGUGUCAUUUGCCUUGUUAUAAUUGCAUGCAGUGGUUUUGGUGCUGGCGUAUUUUACCGGUUCAGUGCUUCAAUUAUAUUUCUUCUCCUCUCAGUUGGUGUGGCAGUUAUUGCUGCAGCAGUUCUUCAUUAUCGCCAAGCUUAUGCUCAGUCUCCCGGUUCUGGGUUUUGCUGUCCUGGUGUACCCAUUGUGCCAUGCGUUUGCAUUUUCUUCAACAUCUUCUUAUUUGCUCAGUUGCAUUACGAAGCGUGGAUAAGAUUUGUUGUUGUCAGUGUGCUCGCAACUGGACUUUAUGCCUUGUACGGGCAGUACCAUGCAGAUACAAGCACAUUGAUGUAUCAGAGGGCCCCUGAAACUGAAAGUGACUCUGGGUAA